UCAGCAAUGACCUAGUUCAUUCAAGGGCAGGGAAAAAAUCUCUUCUUCCAGAACGUCCCUGGGCAUAGAAUUUUCCCUCUUAGGAAGAUAGGAGCUUUUCUGGAAACAGACCCAACUGUGCUUUGACCUGAACGUGGAUAAGACCCUGAACCCUGUAACUCCUCUGAAUGCCCAGUCCCAGGAGCAGGGACACCCAAUCAAUACUUCCCAACACAGCCCGGGGAGCCCACAGCCGAGCCAGCCCUCCUAUCACGUCUUUUGGACGAAAAAUACUGAAAAAGGCCUAGUGGAGUGAGGACAUGUGAGAACACUCUGAAAUGGGCUAGCCAUGGGGGGCUCAGCGGAGACAGCAGCUAGAUGGACAUUUCAAGAGCCGUGGCUGGAAUUUCAAGAUUCACGUGGCAUGAAAGGAUGACAGACUUGGGAGGGCCCCAGAGGCGCACACUUUGUUUUUUAUCUACGUUACUUUCCCAGAAGGUUCCUGAGAAGUCAGACGCCGUGCUUCGCUGCAUAAUAUCUGGUCAACCCAAGCCAGAGGUAACUUGGUAUAAGAAUGGCCGAGCCAUCGAUGAGUGUGGCAUUGUUUCCAGUUGUGAAUUCUUCCAGAAUCAGUAUAUUCAUGUGUUACAUCUCUAUUGCUGUACCCCUGAUGACGCUGCCGUGUAUCAGAUCUCUGCUAAAAACUGUUCUGGAAUGAUUUGCUGCUCUGCUUCUGUUGAAGUCAGGUGCUCAGCAGAGAGCCCGCAGCUCUCUCCUAACCUGAAAGAUGGCAGGGGCCCAGGUUGGCCACCUGCAACAGAGGCGUGUGCGCAGGGCAAGACAAAUCAGCUGGGGGAGAAAGAACCUCCUUGUGAGGGCGAAGAGUGUGUCUCGGCAGGUAGUCCCGUGUCAGCUGACUCCCCCUCCUCCAAAUUCAGCCCCUCGUGCUCCCUCCAGUUAUUGGCCAACAGUGACACUAGUGCAUCCAGGUCUGAAAAUCCCUUGGAUGUUACGGGAACGAGGCCAGUGGAAGAGGCGCCUGGUCCGGAUGACACAGAGGAAGUUGCAGUUGGGUUGCUUUUUUCUGAUUCAAGUACAAUCCCCACUAAACAAAAUGUGUGUUACCCCAGGACAGCACAUUCCGAAGUAUCGAGGCUAAGGGAUGGUGCCUCGGGCAGUGAUGGCCUUAAGGAGGAAGUCUCAGACUCUGGUCAUCCGGAUCCUAAAGCGCAGAAGUACAUCAGCUUCAGCCUGCCACUGUCAGAGGCGGCCGCAUCUGCUUGCCCAGGUGACAGGGACACGAUCAACCAGCAAGGCAGUCCACAGGUGUCCAGCGAAGACUCUGACAGUGACUAUGAACUUUGCCCAGAGAUAACCUUAACCUGCACGGAGGAGUUUUCAGAUGAUGACCUAGAGUAUCUGGAAUGUUCCGACAUUAUGACGGAUUACUCUAAUGCAGUCUGGCAAAGGAACCUGCAGGGCUCUGAGCAUGUUUUUUUAUUAGAAAGCGAUGACGAAGAGAUGGAAUUCGGUGCGUGUUGCCUGGGUGGGUGUGAGCAUCUCCUCAGUGAAAUGGGUUGUGGGCCUUGGGUGUCGGAUGACACGGGGCCUAUGGAUGCCACCACUGGCUUCUGUGGUUAUCACUCACAACCCCAAGAAGUGGGGGUGAGGAGCAGCCAAGCCUCCACCCACAGUCCCUCAUCCCUGCAAACGGGGAUGAUUCUGACUUGGGGGCCUCACCGAGACACGACAUCUACGGUGACAGACCAGGGGAGACAUAAACCACCCACUGCUUCUGGGGCCGCUGAAAAUGAUUAUCCAGGAAUUCGAGGAGAAACCAGAGACAGCCACCAAGCAGGAGAGGAAUUCCCCAGUGACAAUCUGCUAAACAUGGAUAAAGCAGUGAUAGAGACGGCGAUGAAGCGCUUGUCUGGUGAGUUAGAGAAGCCAGGGGUGAGCCAGUGGUUGGAGAUCGCAGCGGAGAAAAAGGUAGGGGAUGGGGUGUCGCUGACCAAGACGGGCUCCGAGAAACCCCCCAGGGUGAGGCGGCCAGGCGUGAGAGGAAAACCCAAAAAGCUGAGCCCCAACCUGAAAGACAGUGCAACAGAAGGCACCCUUAAUCUCCUCUAUCCCAAAGAACCUGUUAAGCACCCACUAACCCAGUGUGAUAAAAGAGACAGUCUUCGUGCCAAAGCAGAAGCUGCUGAUUGGAAUUCCCAGUUCCCUGCAGGAGAAGGUGCUGUUCCAGCGCCAGCAGACCAAGGAGCAAAAACCCUGCAAACUCCACUGGGCUCAGGCCCCCAAGGAGCGAACUCAGACUUCCAGGGGGAAGGAGUGCCGGUCCAUAGGCUGUUUGAAAUAAGCGGAGUUCCAGGCUGGAGUGCUCUCCCUCAGGUGCAAAUUCAGGAAAUGCUCAGGGAGAGGGACUCUCUCAGCCAGUUGCCUGCUUUCUCAGAGCCUGCUGGGGAGCUGUCUGCAUUUGCUGGGACCACAAUAAAUCCCUUCCCCGACGUAGAGGGGAUCAACGAGGAAGACGCGUCAUUGGCCCAAUACCUGGAACUGGAGAGCUGUCCUCGAUGCCCACAGCAUGGAGAAAAGCAAGACAGGAAAGACCAUGCACUCGGAGGUUCUUGGAAAGACCCAGGACAUGAGCUGAGCAUCCCAGAUGCCAAUCAGGGAAAUACAUGCCCCUGGGAGCUGUCAGUGCUUUUCCCCCGGGAGGGCAGUGCUGAUCCCAGGGAGCCCAAGGCUCUCUCUGCUGCUGCCCCUGAACCCGCAGUUACUAGCCCCACCCUGGAAGCCCCAUGCCAUGGGCCAAGGGCCGGGGAAGCGGCCAGUGUGUUGGAGCAUCUUGAAGCAUGUGACCAAGGAACAUGUGAAACCGUGGAUUCUCCUUUUGGAGCCUCAGCUGAUAAAUACUUGCCUCAGGAAAUUUGCUCCCUGGACUUAGAGCUGGCCAAGCGGCCAAGCAAACCCUCUGAUUUAUGUUCUCCUGAUGAUGAGACGCCAGGUAUUCACUUUCAAACACAAGGCUCCGAGCUCCCACGGGCUCCAUGCGAGAGCAGCAAGGAGCGAAGCCCUGCCAUGCCCCCUCUUUUUACCAGUACUUUUACCUGGAACAUUUCGCAAAAAGCCAGUGAAGGUGGCCCAGGGGAAGAUUUAGCAGAGAUGGAGAAUUCCACCUCCACGUUGGUCUCCAUAGUCCCAGCUGGCCAGGAGAGGCCAAGCCCCGGCGGCCCAGGAGGCUUGGAAAGACAGCCUCUAUGUUCUGAGAACAGCUCUUCUGUGCAGCUUCCAGAAGGAGGUGUUGAGAGGCCCAGUACCAGUGCCCCAGACACCACAGCCACACCAGCCCGAAAUGGUUCGGUUGUAAUGUUUCCUCGGGAGAAGCCAAUGACUUUAACUGCUAAUCUCGAGUGUCUUCAAGUGACCAGGGAGAGUGGGGACACAUCGACAGUCACCAUGGCCACCAAAGUCUACCCAGCCAAAUACCUCCCUGUUUCCAUUGCUGAGAACCGUCACACAGAUGGUCCUGAGGAGAGUUCACCUACAGCACCAGACAAAAAUAUUUGCCAGCUUCCUUCCAAUGCACAGUUGGGUCAUACUUCAAAUGAUUCCACAACCGAUUCUCUAGAAGAGCCCUUUUGCAUGGCUCCCGGUGGACCAGGAGCCCACGUCCAUGUUCCCCAGCGCCCAGAGGUGGAGGGCUUCCGUAGCAGUUCCCCUCUUCAGACUGAUAACUGUUCUGGAGAUAAGAGCCUGACUGUGGACACAGCAGACAGUAGGAGCCUUGAACAGAAUUUCCAAGACAAAGGAAGUGAAACAACACAGAGGAUCCAGCAGGAGAGCUUACCCCAACGGGGUUCUCCUCCUGAAGAUGAUUGCCGAGAAAGUUGGCCCACGGCAUCUGUUGCACAAGGGGAAAUAGACCUAGUGUCCUUGGACCACUUAUCAGCAACCUCCAGGGAGGAGAAGGAACAGAGCUCAGGCCCGGGGACUAGCAUUUGCAAGGUGGGUGAAGCCACCGUGGAAGAUGGGGGUCAGGCUCCACGCCACAUUCUGCCUCUGUCUACUCUCCCCCUGGAAGAGUCCAGAGGGAGCGGGCCAGGAUUUUGGAAAACAGGCAGCAAGCUGAAGAUUAUAACUCUGGAAGCUUCCAUUCCAGAAGUUUGGCCACCAAGACAACAGACUGGUCCUGAGUACAAGGAGUUGGAAGCUGGUCCCACAAUUCCCGACAGGGUCCAGGCUGCGUCUGACGUUCUCAAGGCUCACGGCCCUCAGGCCGAGUCUGGCUCAGCCCUUGCUAAAAGCAGAGAAACUUAUAAGACCAGAAGACCAGUCAGCCGUGCAUACUGGAGUAGUCUUUCUCCCAAGUAUUUGAACCAACCCAGACUCCUAGAGUCAUCUGUGGAUCCUGUAGACAAAAAGGAAAUGUAUGACACAGAUGUGCCAUCAGAAGCUUCCAAAAGCGGAAAGAGGGAAAAUGUUGACACUGUGAGUCAAAACCAAGAGGAAAGCCAAAUCAGAGUGGAUCAUGCUGCCUUCUUUAAACAGUUUCUGACCCGUUCUAAGGUUGUAGAGUCCUCUGUAGAUCCCAUGGACGAAGCAGGCGUGACGGUGGGCGCCAGGGCUGAGACAGCAGGGCCUUCAGCAUCCACGCCGGCUGCCACGGGGGAGGAGGCUAAGCGGGGUGAUGGGCACACGGGUCAGAGCCUGGAAGUCCAGCCUGCCAACUUGCAAGGCCCAAGUCCUGACGAAGGUGGGGAAAGCCUUGCACACCGACGCAGAAUAAGCCAAAUACAAGACGGCAGCGAGCGAAGCUCAGGGGAGGCUGAGCAAGGCAAAAACAACACAGCAGAAUCCGUUUCUCCCAGUGCACCUCUUUCUCAUGGCCCCGCAGUGAUAGCUCACGCAUCUGUUGGAGUGGACACUCACAACUCCUCAGGUCCAAGUCAUGAUGUCCCUGAGAACGAGCUCGUUGUUGAGCCCAGAAACUGCCAAUAUCCAUUUUCUGACUCAAAGGAGAGAGGAGCCGUUGAGAGUGAGCGUGGGAAACAUGCACCCUCUUCCAGCAGUCUCACUCCAUUGCCUUUUACCUCAUCUAAGGGAAACAUCACAAACUUUUCAAAAAGCCACAAAAUCUGGGAAAUGGAAGAGCCCCGCACCGGGGAGACCAGGCCUGCAAGCGCAGCCGGCUGCCCGGCCGUGACCUUGGCAUCCAUUGCAGGUGAACGUGCAGCAGAGAAAGCUGCCGAGACCCUGCAGUCCCCACGUCCACAGGGCUCCCCCCUGGACAGUGGGCGAGACCCAAGGGAGGAGAAGCUCGGGCGCCUGGCAGCCCAGACCCUCCGACGCCCAGAGGCCCUACCAGCGGGGAGCGGCUGCGAGGAGGUCCAGAAGCCAGAAUCCUCGGCGAGUGGACAUUUAGCUGAGGGGGUGAAGAAGAAAAUCCUGUCCAGGGUGGCCGCCCUGAGGCUGCGACUGGAGGAGAAGGAGAACGUCAGAAGGAGUUCAGGCUUUCUCAAAAGGAUUCCUAACCUUGAAACAUUGGCAUCGUGUGCAGAGGAGAAGCAAGAUGCGAAAAAACCACCUUGCAAAAGAGAAGGAAAAGCUCCGAUAUUACUGAAAAAGAUCCAAGCCGAGAUGUACCCUGACCUCUCCGGGAAUGUAAAAUUAAGCUGCCAGUUUGCGGAAAUUCAUGAAGAUUCGACUAUCUGGUGGACAAAAGAUUCAAAGGCAAUAGCCCAAGUGCAGAGAAGUGCAGGCGACAACUCCACUGUGUCCUUGGCCAUCGUUCAAGCUGGUCAGAAGGACCAGGGCAUCUAUUACUGCUGCAUCAAGAACAGUUAUGGAAAGGUGACCACUGAGUUCAACCUGACAGCUGAAGUUCUGAAGCAACUCAAGAGUCACCAGGAUAUUAAAGGAUGUGAAGAGAUUGAAUUCAGCCAACUCAUCUUCAGGGAAGACUUCCUCAGCGACAGCUACUUUGGGGACCACCUGCACGGUCAGAUCGCCACGGAGGAGCUGCAUUUUGGAGAAGGGGUCCACCGCAAAGCCUUCCGCAGCAAAGUCAUGCGGGGCCUCAUGCCUGUCUUCCAGCCCGGCCACGCCUGUGUCCUCAAGGUGCACAACGCCGUUGCCUACGGGACCAGGAACAACGCUGAGCUCAUCCAGAGGAACUACAGACUCGCUGCCCAGGAAUGCUAUGUCCAAAAUACUGCCAGACACUAUGCCAAGAUCUAUGCUGCUGAAGCACAGCCUCUGGAAGGCUUUGGAGAAGUGCCAGAGAUAAUUCCUAUUUUUCUAAUCCACCGACCUGAGAACAACAUCCCUUAUGCAACAGUGGAGGAGGAGCUGAUUGGAGAAUUUGUGAAGUAUUCCAUCAGGGAUGGGAAGGAAAUAAACUUCUUGAGAAGAGAAUCGGAGGCCGGUCAGAAGUGUUGUACCUUCCAGCACUGGGUGUACCAGAAGACAAGUGGCUGCCUCCUGGUCACGGACAUGCAGGGCGUAGGAAUGAAGUUAACGGACGUUGGCAUAGCAACACUGGCUAAAGGGUACAAAGGAUUUAAAGGCAACUGUUCUAUGACCUUCAUCGAUCAGUUUAAAGCACUACACCAGUGUAACAAGUAUUGUAAAAUGCUGGGGCUGAAAUCCCUUCAAAACAACAGCCAGAAACAGAAGAAGCCGGGUGUCAGCAAAAGCAAAACUCAGCCAAACUCCACAACCACAAAGAAGUUGGCGUCCGGGACCCCAGCAGAGAAGAGAAGCUCGCAUCCCCUGUGAACCAAGGGCUGCCGGCUAGCAGCACAAUCUUGUGGGCAGAAAUCUGGAAACACCCAAGAAGAGGACACUAGCCUGCCCAGCGGUGUGACAAUCCGACAAUCCGAUUUCCAGCUGCUUCCAAACCCAUCACCUGCUGUCUUCCCUGAAAUGACUUGGGGGGCAGGACUCGUGACCAGACGUCUGGAGAGACGGAGUCGGCUGUCACUCCCGAAAGACAGUCCAUCUUUGUGCCCAGCUUUACCGACUUCGCGUUGUCUAUGUGUUUGUUUUUGCACGUGGCUGUGUUGUCCAGGACUCAGUGCUGACCAGGUCUGUCCAGGGCCCAGGCCCUCCCCCACCCCCCCCCCGUCCCUAAUCUGGGCACUCCCAGCCGCAUCCAGCUGCUGUAUCAACAGAAAACAUGAAUACCUCUGCUGGGUCAGGUCACGCUAUUGCUGAGUGUGCCCCUUGCUGCCACAGGCGGCCUCUAAGACAUAAGGCCAUUUCCUUCGUUAUCACACAUGUGGCUACAGUUCUCUGUUUAAUUAAA
Nyctereutes procyonoides (raccoon dog) is the source of this 7291-nucleotide messenger RNA. RefSeq names its product alpha-protein kinase 2-like. The record is from RefSeq and is a predicted model, not a curated record. The transcript is spliced from 14 exons. Lineage: Eukaryota; Metazoa; Chordata; Mammalia; Carnivora; Canidae. Bases 358 to 6762 code for a protein of 2134 amino acids. Gene Ontology annotation, biological process: protein phosphorylation. Gene Ontology annotation, molecular function: protein serine/threonine kinase activity; ATP binding.